Messenger RNA from Mytilus californianus (California mussel), 585 nucleotides. Its product is annotated as glycoprotein 3-alpha-L-fucosyltransferase A-like. The transcript has 2 exons. Gene Ontology annotation, molecular function: alpha-(1->3)-fucosyltransferase activity. NCBI's taxonomy places the organism in Eukaryota, Metazoa, Mollusca, Bivalvia, Mytilida, Mytilidae. The record is from RefSeq and is a predicted model, not a curated record. Gene Ontology annotation, cellular component: membrane. The coding region runs from base 1 to 585 and encodes 194 amino acids.
AUGAAAUACUUUAUGGACAAAAAAUGGAGAAAUGAAUUUGAUUGGACAUAUAGCUACAGAUCGGAUUCAGAUAUAUAUCUGCCAUACGGAGAAUUUGCACGAAGGAUCUUACCGGCAGUAAAAAAUUAUUCUAGUAUCUACAGAAAAAAGAAAAAAAAUAUUGCCUGGGUAGUAAGCGACUGUAAAUACCGUUAUUCAAGAAGCAAAUACGUAAUAGAGCUGAAAAAAUACAUCGACGUUGACGUAUAUGGAAAGUGUGGCAAACCAUGUUCAGCUUGGAAUGACGACGCAUGUUUCAAAAAUUUAAGUGGUGAUUAUAAAUUCUAUUUGUCGUUUGAAAAUUCUCUUUGUGAAGACUACGUUACGGAAAAAGCAUUUCGGUUGUAUCAAGAGGACUUCGAAAUAAUUCCAGUUUACCGAGGGGCACCAAAUGUGAAGGAUAUUUUGCCUACAGGGACUUUUAUAUCAACGCUAGAUUUCAAAUCACCAAGGGAGCUCGCUGUAUAUUUGAAAUAUGUUGCUGACAAUGAAAGUGUUUAUUGUAAUUAUUUAAAAGCGAAAGAUAAGUUCUGGGCAAGUCCGUAA